Molecule: messenger RNA, 1433 nt
Organism: Drosophila busckii
Lineage: Eukaryota; Metazoa; Arthropoda; Insecta; Diptera; Drosophilidae
Product: putative phosphatidate phosphatase
Exons: 1
Coding region: 331-1251 (306 amino acids)
Biological process (GO): phospholipid metabolic process; phospholipid dephosphorylation; signal transduction
Molecular function (GO): phosphatidate phosphatase activity
Source: RefSeq, a predicted model, not a curated record
AGCUGCGCUAUUGUCUAGCAGUUGAGUUAUCUGUGCUCGACAGCGCGCCCAAUUGGCAAGUUCGGUUCUAUAGCUGGUCAAAGGUUCCCUUGAAGAUUUAAGCACAAGUCAAAUUGGAACCAGUUAGGAAAUUAGGAAUAAAUUAAUACGUAAUUUGCAUACACUUAAGCAAGCUUUGGAGCAGCUUGGGAAUGCCGCAGCUGCAAGCUUCAGCAUUGUUUGAGCUUGAAACGAGUUUCUGGCCAAGUUGUAACACCAAUAGACGCAUGUAAAUCAGCCUUGGAGCACGAGCAGCAAAUCUUCUAACGAAUAAGAUUCUGCAGUCUCAAAAUGUGCGGCAAUCCGAACACGCGUCUGCUCUCGCGUCUUAUUAUUGACUUCCUGUUGCUGUUGGGCGUCUAUGGGGCUGCGCUUGUGGUGCUGCCGCAGCAGCUGCAAACCUUUCAGCGCGGCUUCCACUGCAGCGACACCACAUUGCGCUAUCCGUAUCGCCAGCCCUGGCUGACCAAAGUGCAUCUAACUGUUGCGGUAGUGGCGCUGCCCGCUGCGCUGCUGCUGCUCGUCGAACUGCUGCGCGCUGCCUGCGUUCCAGCUGAGGCAGAGCUGAAGCAGCGCUUUGUUUUUGUCGGCGCACGCAUUCCGAGCUUCAUCAGCGAGUGCUACAAGAUCAUUGGCGUUUAUCUCUUUGGACUGGCGCUAACGCUGCUGGUCAUACGCAUCACAAAGAGCAGCACGGGUCGACUGCGUCCGUAUUUCAUGGAGGUAUGCAAGCCCAGCUGGCAGAGCCUGGAGGGCAAGGAGUACUGCUCCACUUUGAGUGCGCUGAAUGCUUCUCAAUAUAUUGAGCAGUACAGCUGCUCGGACUAUGGCGCUUCGUUGGAGCUGCUCUCGCUGGUGCGUCACUCAUUUCCCAGCGGCUAUGUGGCCAGCACUAGCUACGCCAUGUGCUUUCUCAUCUACUACGCCCAGGCGCGUCUCUUUGCGCGCUGGCUGCGCGUUUUCCGCGCCACUUUACAGUUAGCCUGUGGCGCUUUGGCUUUGCUUGUGUCGCUGGAGCGUUUGUCCACCUAUCAAAAUCACAUAUCGGAUGUUGCCGCCGGCAUGGCCUUGGGCGCUUUGCUGGCCAGCUUUAUGGCCAUUUUUGUGGGCCAUUUGUUCAAGGUAGUGCGCGUGAAGCGACGUCAGUGGCCUCGCAAUGAACAAAUCUACGGCUAUGCGGGCUACUACGAUCGACCCACCUACAGUUAUUAGUGAAGAAUUUGCCAUUUAAGCUUAAAUUAGUCAAACACACACACACUUAAGUUCCACACUGCGAUCAGUUGACUUGCUUAGUCGAGUUUCAAACCAAACAAAACAAAUGCUCAAGCUUAGAAUCCACACAGCCAAUGCAAGUUUGCUGACCACAGUCCACACUUAAUACAAAAGUACACUAA